CUGGCGGUGCGGAGGCGCUACAUAGGUCGUAGCGACUGCCCGCCCAUUGUAACGAGAUCAAGAUGGCGGCGUCCAGGUCGAAGGGUGGUAGUUGAGGGGGGCAGCUCCAGCGCGCAGAAAUCAUAGCCUUAAGAAUGCAGUCGGUUUGUCAGACAGUUGGUGCUUGUUCCUCAUGUUUGAAGAGACAAUUAAAUGGCUUCAUGGGAUUAAUUAAAUGGCAGAGCAGACUGGUUCCUGCUUGUGUCAGAACUAUUUACAGCGAGACGGGGAAAUGGGAAAAAAACUAUGGAUUGGAGACAAGGAAAAGAGUUGAAAAUUGGUGGCUCCCACGAAUAAAGGAACAGUUCUGCAGAAUUUCAGAAACUGAUAAAUCAAGACCAAAAUUUUAUGUGCUCUCUAUGUUCCCAUAUCCUUCUGGAAAGCUUCACAUGGGCCAUGUUCGUGUCUACACUAUCAGUGAUGCAAUAGCUCGAUUCCAGAAAAUGAGAGGGAUGCAGGUGAUAAAUCCAAUGGGGUGGGAUGCAUUCGGUUUACCAGCAGAAAAUGCUGCGGUUGAACAUGGGCUUCACCCUGCAAGCUGGACACAAAGCAAUAUCCAACACAUGAGAGAACAGUUUGAUGCGCUAGGUCUGUCUUUUACAUGGGAAAGGGAGCUGACCACUUGCUCACCAGAGUACUACAAAUGGACACAGUAUCUCUUUCUCAAGCUUUUUGAAGCUGGGAUAGUGUAUCAAAAAGAGGCCUUGGUGAAUUGGGAUCCAGUGGAUCAGACUGUUCUAGCUAAUGAGCAGGUGGAUGACAACGGUUGCUCAUGGCGUUCAGGAGCAAAAGUGGAACAGAAAUACCUCAAACAGUGGUUUAUCAAGACUACAGCUUAUGCAAAGGCUAUGUUUGAUGCUUUGUCCGACCUCCCUGAGUGGUACGGUAUAAAAGAAAUGCAAGCAAAUUGGAUAGGUGAUUGUGUUGGAUGCUUUCUUGACUUCUUGCUAAAGGUUGAUGGCAAAGUAACAGGAGAGAAGCUAGCAGCUUACACCUAUACACCUGAAGCUAUUUAUGGAGCUUCUCAUUUAUAUAUCUUACCAACUCACAGACUAUUGCAUGGGAAUAGCAGUCUCAAGGAAGUCUUCCAGAGGGAGUUCAUCCCAGGGAAAGACUCGCUCACUUCAGUGACAGCUGUGAAUUUGCUCACCCAUCAAGAGAUUCCUGUAGUCAUCUCAGCAAAACCCAAUUUUGAGAAUUAUCUUGAUACUAAAAUAGGAAUUCCUAGUACUAGUGCAGAAGAUGCUGCAGUUGCUAAGAAUCUGGGCAUUUCUUUUACUGAAGUCAUUGAGACAUUGCCAGGUGGUUUGGAGAAAGUCAUUAAUUCUGCAGAGAUCACAGGCAUGACUCGGCAGGAGGCUCUAAAAGCUAUUACCCAGCAGGCCAGAAAGAAAGGAAUAGGUGGAGACCUAACAAGUGACAAAUUAAGAGACUGGUUAAUAUCUCGACAGCGGUACUGGGGAACACCUAUUCCUAUCAUUCACUGCCAGACAUGUGGUACUGUCCCUGUACCUUAUGAAGACUUACCUGUGGUGUUGCCCAAUGUCACCACCUUCACAGGAAAGGGAGCCUCACCUUUAGAAACAGCUCCAGAAUGGGUGAACUGUUCCUGCCCGAGGUGUAAGGCAGUGGCACGGCGAGAAGUCGACACCAUGGAUACAUUUGUGGAUUCGGCUUGGUACUACCUGAGGUACACAGACCCUCACAACACAGAGAGGCCCUUCAAUAGUGACUUAGCAGACUACUGGAUGCCUGUGGAUUUGUACGUCGGAGGAAAGGAGCAUGCAGUUAUGCACUUAUUCUAUGCAAGGUUUUUAAGCCAUUUUUGCCAUGAUCUAAAGAUGACAAAACACAAGGAGCCUUUCCAUAAGCUCUUGGUUCAAGGUCUUAUCAAGAAUCAGACAUUCAGACUAACAACAACAGGCCAGUGUCUGAAGAGAGAAGAGGUUGAUCUCACUGGAACUGAACCAGUUCACCUAAAAACUGGUGAGAAGCUUCAAGUUGCUUGGGAAAAAAUGAGCAAAUCUAAGCAUAAUGGAAUAGACCCUGAAGAGUUAGUGAAAGAGUAUGGCAUUGACACCCUGCGUCUGUACAUCCUGUUUGCUGCUCCUCCAGAGCAAGAUAUUUUGUGGGAUGCUAAAACUGAUGCUAUGCCAGGCGUUCAGAGAUGGCAAACGCGCCUCUGGACACUUGUAACCAAACUUAUUGAAGCAAGGACAUCAGGAGCCAUGCCAAAUCCUGAGCUUCUGAAAAAGAAAGAGAAGGCUGAAGCCAGAAAGAUCUGGGAGCUGAAGAACCUGGUGAUUUCUGAGGUGACAGAAUACUUCACAAAGGAUCAUUUGUUCAAUGCAGCUAUUUCCCGAUUGAUGAGCCUCACCAACCUACUCCAGCAAGCUUCCCGGCCUCUUCUUCUCCACAGCACAGAAUUUGAAGAUGCUUUGGCUUCACUCUGUAUUAUGGUUGCACCUAUGGCUCCACACAUUGCAUCAGAGAUGUGGAAAGGUUUGGCACACCUGCAGAAUAAACUUUGUACUCAUCACCGCUGGGAUGCUGAUGUGCUGCAUCAGUCUUGGCCCAAAGUAGACCCAGAGUACCUUCAGCCAUCAGAUGUUGUGGAGAUGUCUGUUCUGAUCAAUAACAAAGCUUGUGGCAAAGUUUUUGUGCCUCAGCAAGCAGCCCGCAAUUUUGAAGAAGUCCAUGAGCUGGUUCUUCAGAGUGAACUUGGAGCCAAGCAUCUCCAGGGGCGAACCAUUCAAAAGGCCUUUCUGUCUCCCAGAACUGCCCUUAUCAACUUCUUAGUGCAAGAAUAGCAAAGCCUCUGCUGGGCUGUAAAAGGGACUGGAAUCUUUCGAGGUGAAACCAACUCAAAAAUACCAGUUAUGGUUAUUUAAAUGUCACGUAACAGAGGGGAAGAAAUGCUGUGACAAUAGCUUGCUGUUAAAUCUUCAUUUCAAUGUGGAGAAAUGCGCAGAAUUAAAGUUUCUAAUGGAGUAAUGGUAA
Molecule: messenger RNA, 3039 nt
Organism: Pezoporus flaviventris
Lineage: Eukaryota; Metazoa; Chordata; Aves; Psittaciformes; Psittacidae
Gene: LARS2
Product: leucyl-tRNA synthetase 2, mitochondrial
Exons: 21
Coding region: 135-2849 (904 amino acids)
Biological process (GO): leucyl-tRNA aminoacylation; mitochondrial translation
Cellular component (GO): mitochondrion
Molecular function (GO): aminoacyl-tRNA deacylase activity; ATP binding; leucine-tRNA ligase activity
Source: RefSeq, a predicted model, not a curated record